Brassicogethes aeneus is the source of this 1310-nucleotide messenger RNA. NCBI's taxonomy places the organism in Eukaryota, Metazoa, Arthropoda, Insecta, Coleoptera, Nitidulidae. The record is from the annotation of a GenBank genome assembly.
GGCCGACGUCCUAUCCGCGUUUGCCGUAAGACUCACGUUGUCGCGACCACCUGCCAAUUCGCCGCCUCCACGAUUCCAGCGUCUCUCAAUCCGCCGUUCUACACAGCUUUACAGUUUUAAUAAAUCAACUUUCAACAACUGUCAUCAUGGUACUUUUACAGUUUGCUUUGUGUUUUGCGGUGUUUGUUAGUUUUGUUUGCGGAUACUCGUGGCCGCACGAGGAGACAACCACGAGGUCACAGUACAGAGACUUUCAUACCGAUCCUCUGGUUGUGGAAACAACUACCGGUUUGGUUCGCGGGUUCUCUAAAACAGUUUUAAGCCGGGAAGUACAUGUUUUCACCGGUAUACCAUUCGCGAAGCCGCCUAUAGAUGGGCUGCGUUUCAGGCGUCCUGUACCAAUAGACCCAUGGCAUGGCAUUCUUGAGGCUAACAAACUUCCAAACUCCUGUUACCAAGAGCGUUACGAAUAUUUCCCAGGAUUUGAAGGUGAGGAAAUGUGGAACCCAAACACGAAUAUAUCGGAAGAUUGUCUCUAUUUAAAUAUUUGGGUGCCUCAGCGCCUGCGCAUCAGGCAUCACGCCGACAAACCGCCACAAGACAGACCUAAAGUUCCGAUUUUAAUAUGGAUUUAUGGUGGCGGGUAUAUGAGUGGUACCUCGACCUUGGAUAUUUAUGAUGGAGAUAUAAUCGCUGCCACAAGCGAUGUUAUUGUUGCAUCUAUGAAUUAUCGCAUUGGAUCAUUCGGGUUUCUUUAUUUGAACAAAUAUUUUUCAAGAGGAAGCGAAGAAGCUCCUGGUAACAUGGGAAUGUGGGACCAAGCAUUGGCAAUUCGUUGGAUCAAAGAAAAUGCUGCCGCUUUCGGUGGCGAUCCGGAACUAAUAACAUUAUUUGGUGAAUCGGCUGGAGGCGGCUCUGUAAGCAUCCAUCUACUCAGUCCCGUCACAAAGGGUCUGGCUAAAAGGGGCAUAUUGCAAUCGGGUACCAUGAACGCACCCUGGAGCUUCAUGACCGGAGAACGGGCCGAGCAAAUUGGCAAAAUUCUUAUACAAGAUUGCGGUUGUAACGUAACCCUUUUAGAAACGAAUCCUCAUCAGGUAAUGGAUUGUAUGAGGGCUGUCGACGCGAAGACUAUUUCCUUGCAACAAUGGAAUUCGUACACCGGCAUAUUGGGUUUCCCAUCCACUCCCACCAUCGACGGGGUCUUUUUACCCAAACAUCCGAUGAAGAUGUUGGCUGAAGGCGAUUACGAGGACAUGGAACUCCUAAUAGGAAGUAACCAUGAUGAAGGUAACGUAAAAGCUAUUUAA